UCUCCAAAUUUAUUUCCAGGCACAAUCUGUGUGACCCUAGCGGCACUAUAUCUAAGGAUGUAAUCCCAUUCCGUUUUUUCUCACAAGCUUGAAAUUUCUGAGGAAAACUCCAUAGAUUUUUUUCUUGAAGAUGUCAUCAUAUUUGGAUGGUGGUGGUGGUUGUAGGAAGAGAAGAAGAGGGGGUGAAAGGAUUUUCAAGUUCAAGAGUUUCGGCGAGAACGGUUGCCCUGUUGAGUUUGAUGGUUCAUUCAGGAAUAACGUUAAAGCACUUGUUGAAUAUGGUAAUUUGGAGAUGAAUCUCUGCAAUGAUGGAGUGUUAUGCUGGACGUUUCAGCUCGAAGUCCAUCGACAUCCUCCGUUGAAUGUACUUUUGUUCGUCGUUGAAGAACCGGUUCGAGCGUCGUCGAUCAACCUUCAUUGCAAGCAUUGUCGAUAUGUUGGCUGGGGGAACCAUAUGAUCUGCAAUAAGAAGUACCAUUUCUUGUUACCAUCUAAAGACACCGUAGCUUCUUGUUUCAACUGUGAUGAAACCAAUUCCUAUGAGUCGAAUCCAGAAAAGGGUAAGCUGAACUUAGUGGAAUUAAAAGGCCAUAUCAUGCAUGGUGUCUUUCAUUCUAAUGGAUUUGGGCAUUUACUAUGUGUCAAUGGCAUGGAGAUGGGUUCGGAUCAGUUGGCUGGCUAUCAGAUCACCGAGUUUUGGGACCGUUUAUGCACUGGUUUGCAAGCCAGGAAGGUGAGUUUGUGCGACACAUCAAGGAAACGGGGCAUGGAGUUGAGGUUGCUUUAUGGUGUAGCAUAUGGUCAUCCAUGGUUCGGUCGCUGGGGAUACAAAUUUGGACGAGGAUGUUACGGGGUAAACAAACCGAUUUAUCAGAAAGCCAUCGAAGCGAUCCAAGGGAUACCUUUGUGCUUGCUAAAUCAUCAUCUCAGCAUCUCCAACAAUGAAGUUUCAGUCAUUUUCUCCAGGUAUCAAGCAUUGUCAGACCAUUCCAUAGUGACCCUAGGGGACCUGUUACAUUUCAUGUUGAAGCUGAGGUCUCGACUUCCAGAAGAAAACAUAACCAGUUCUUGUAACCCCACAACAGUCGAGACUAACUGCAGAUGGUCACCGAAGCGAGUUGAAGCAGCCACUCGGGUUAUCGUCGAAGCUCUAAAAAACAGAGAGUUCAGGUGGGUUUCAAGGCAAGAAGUAAGGGAUGCUGCAAGAGCUUAUAUUGGUGACACGGGGCUGCUUGAUUUUGUUCUCAAAUCGCUUGGGAAUCACAUAGUGGGAAACUACUUGGUUCGUCGUUGCUUAAACCCCGUAACUAAAGUACUAGAAUAUUGUCUGGAAGAUAUUUCCACUGUAUUUCCCAACUCGGAGGCCCUCAUUAUGAACAAUUCCAAAGCAAAGCCUAGAAAUAAGAUUACAAAGGUUCAACUAAUGAAGGACAUUGGAUAUCUAUACAAGCAUAUCCUGAAUGAUCAAAAGCCAACAAUGAGCACUGGGGUUCUCUCGGCAAUACCAAUGGCAACCAGGAUAAUUCUCGAUACCAAAUUCCUUCUGAAAGAAUAUACCGAAGAACAACUUCCGAUCCGGGGAAACUCAUUCAAGCUCUUCUGUACAGUCACAUUGAGAAACAAUGAAGGGAUAGAUGAAGGGUCGAAGAAACCGAUGCUCCCAUAUGAAUGUGUAAGUUUCAACGAAAACACUACCUUCGAUGAGCUUAGGCAGGAGGUGGAGAAGUGUUUCAGAGAAGUGUAUUGGAGGCUGAGGAGUUUUGUUGUGGAAGCCGUGGCGAAUAUGAGUGUGAAGGGAUCGGAUUUGGUGGUGGGAUCGGUUGAAAUGGGCCAGAAACUUGUUUUCAUCGGUAGCAACGAUGAUCAGAUAGGAUCGGAGGACAGUAGUGGGACUGGGAUUGUGGAUUGCCUUUGUGGAGCCAAAGAGGAUGAUGGUGAAAGGUUGAUAUCGUGUGAUAUUUGUGAAGUCUGGCAGCAUACAAGGUGUGUUAGGAUUCCAAAUAAUGAAGAGAUCCCACAUGUUUUCCUCUGCAAACAAUGUGAGGAAAAGAUUGUGUUCUUGUCUUCUUCUUUACCCUAAAUUAACUAUAUAUAUGCAUGCUUUUCAAGAACGGUUUAUGUAAUGCUUUGUAGCCAUGCUUUGGCCAAUGCCGAUGCCGAUGCCCUUCUAAAUAAUAUAGAAAAA
Molecule: messenger RNA, 2185 nt
Organism: Hibiscus syriacus
Lineage: Eukaryota; Viridiplantae; Streptophyta; Magnoliopsida; Malvales; Malvaceae
Product: PHD finger protein MALE STERILITY 1
Exons: 3
Coding region: 131-2080 (649 amino acids)
Source: RefSeq, a predicted model, not a curated record